AUGGACCGCGUGGAGCUGAAGAAAGUCUGCACGGAGGCAGACGAUGACAGCACAGACAGUUUGGACGACCGCUUCACAGAGCCCAUCGACUCAGAGAAGGCCACCAUCAACAGGUGUGGUUCAAUACUAUAUUCAUUAUUUUAUCUGAGACUUUCUACAGAAAAAACAGGAAGGAAAGCACAUUGCCUUAGUUGUUGCGACAAGAAUGUGUUCUUUGCCGAAUUGUAGAUGUUAGAUCCUCUAACUCCCCUGUAAAUAAAUUAUGUUCUUUAUCAUCAAUUUCUUGUCUCCUACCUAUCAUUGUCUAAUGAACACAAUGCUUUUCAAUACACUGGUCAGGAGAAUCUCUCAGCUCAUAGCUUCACUGUAAACCGCCAACAGAUUAGCUACACUGUAAUCUCAUUGCUUCAAUCACCAAAUAAAUAGUUUACAAAAGCCCAAUAGAAGCUUGAACUAGCAUAACUGACCCUAUAACCACUCAUAAAGUCAUAACAUAGCUGUCGUAAACUAGUCGUAAAUAAUUAUUUUAAACUAGAGAUUGAUUCAAUGAUUGUACAUCUGCAGUCACUUCCUGGAUGAGGAUGGAGAUGCAGAGAGCCACAAGUUUCUCACUAAUGGGAUUAUGAAGAAGAAGAAGUACGAGGAGUAUCAAGAAGAAUACGUAAGAAGACUGAUGAUAAACUAUCGAUGACAACACAUGCAUGUUUGCUCUUGCUCUUGCAACGACUUUGACCAUUUCCUCAAAAGCUAUCUGCUUUUAUUGAAUCCUUCCUUCCGAGGAACCCUUUCGUAGGAACUGAUAGUUACGCGUGUGUGACGCAUAUGUGUGUGUGAAAUGUUCUUGUUUACGAUCAGUUGAACUCAUGGUAAACUCUCUCUUACCCGCUCUCUCUAACUUUCUCUCUCUCAGCACCCUGGACAUACCUCCUUUGGUAUGUCAGUCUUCAACCUGAGUAAUGCAAUCAUGGGCAGCGGCAUUCUGGGUCUCUCCUACGCCAUGGCCAACACUGGCAUUGUGCUUUUUGUGUAAGUGUGUGCCAACUUCUGCCAUAGAGACAAUGUGGAAUGGGGUCAGUGUUUGGUUUCUGCCACAGUCAAGUGAUUAAAGCACCAGUUAAUAAAGUAAAGUAUUCUGUCUGCAUCGUAUAGUAUUACUGAUAGGACUGCUUUAGAGUCUUUGGUAUAGCAAGUGGGGUUUGACAACAGGGUUAGUGGUGGGGUAUGUAUUCGGGAAUAGGCAGACACAGACACUAACUGGCUCGGAAAUCAGGACCUUUUUGUGACAAACCAGGUUUCUCAAAUGUCCAAAACAGGAUGGUUAUUCUUUCUUUCAGUCCUGUUUCCGCUGUAUAUGGCUGGGCUUUACCAAGAAAUGAUUUAGUGACUGAGUACUUUCACUAAGCAAAAACAUUAUCAUUUUCGCCAUAUCCCUGAAAGUGAUUGAAGGACAGGAGACAAGGAAGUAGAUUAGGAACCCACUUGAUGAUUAUAGUGGCGCAGCCGGUUUGUUUCCGGUCCUAAGGAGUUUACAGGGAGUCCCUUAACGUCAGUCCCCCUCAUCAAUUGCGACAUCUUACUUCCCCACCAUCUAUUCUGGGCUUCCCUGACAUUCCGGAAGGUGGUAUUACAUAACACCCAUUUGAUACAGUCAUUCACCUGCUUGCCUGUCUCUGGCCAACAAUAGUACAGGGAGGGGUACAGGGGCAACUCUCAAUUCAAAAACAACAUCUUUAAUUCAGUUAGUUUAAUAUGUUAGAGCCCAUUGGAGGCUGGAUGAUUGGGUUAGAGGCUCCUUGGUGACCUCUUUAAGCAUAAGGUGAUAGAUUUAAGGCUGCUCAUGUUCAGCCGAUGCGGGAAACCCAUACCCCCUCCAGGAAUAACUCACAAGUUACUUUAUUUACUUAUAUAAGAGCCUAGAGUGUAGUCUGGUCUCUAGGCAGUGGCACGCAUUGGUCUACCACUCUUUUGUCUGAGCUGGCACUUAUAUAUUGACAUGGCAUGAUAGUGUCUUUGACAUGUGCUUUAGGCAUUGGAACAUGGUCUUCUCAAAUAGGCAAUAAAUGCUUGCCAGAGAAAGCAUCCGGACCCCCCUCAAGUGAAAUACGACUAAGGUUCUAAAAGCUAAGUUUACUUCCCUAAAUAGGUCAUGGGGAAAACAGAGUGAGAGUGACUAGGGGGGGAAACUAGUGAAAGUUAUUAUGUAGGGUGUUUUGUAACCCAGUUGAUUCCCCUCCAAGUGUUGUUCAUUGUGAUUUGUGUAAGAUUUCCGUAUGGUAGAGCCAAAUGCUAAUGUCUGACUGCUUUCUAUCCCAACGUAGAAUCCUUCUCUUGGGUGUGGCCAUCUUGUCGUUGUACUCCGUUCACUUGCUGUUAGUGACUGCAAAAGAAGGAGGUGGGUGUCAUUUUUAAACUCAUGAACAUAUAUGUCUGUCUGUCAUUAGUCUCUGUCUGUCUAUCUGUCUGUCUGUCUGGCCUCAAUUUCCUGCUACUUUUUCUCUGUAUAUUUGAAUAUCAAUCAUCACCACAUUGUCAUUCUAACAGGUUCUCUCAUCUAUGAGAAGUUGGGAGAGCGAGCUUUUGGCUGGCCGGGGAAAAUGGCUGCAUUUGGAUCGAUAACCCUUCAAAAUAUUGGUGGUAAGUGAACAGCUAAUGUUGCAUUAAUUGUAGUGUUAUAAUUCUAUUUUGAUAUGUUCAUGCUGUGGACAUGCUAGUUGGUUUCAGUGUGGUCAAAUCUUUCUGUUUUUUGUGUUUAUUUGCACACAGCCAUGUCCAGCUACCUCUUCAUUGUAAAGUAUGAGCUGCCAGAAGUGAUCCGUGCCUUCAUGGGACUGGAGGAGAGCUCUGGGUAAGUGUCUGUCUGUCAUUGGUUAACUAUUUCAUCAAAUCAGUUAUUUGUAGUUCAUUUGACACAGAUGGCACAACACACUACACAGUUUGGUUGGUGUAUUUAUAGAUGGAUGGAUUGAUGCUCUGUGUGUGAGACCUGUUCUCUCUGCGUUGUGUACAGUGAAUGGUACAUGAACGGAAACUACCUGGUUGUGUUUGUAUCCAUCGGUAUCAUCCUGCCUCUCUGUAUACUCAAAAACCUGGGUAAGUGGUGUGUGUGUGUGUGUGUGUGUGUGUGUGUGUGUGUGUGUGUGUCUGGGCAUGUGAGUGUGUGCGGGAACGAGUGUGUGUGUUUCCGAGUUAGUCUUUGUGUACUUUGUUUACAUAAUGUGUGUGAGUGUUUGCGUGAUUGUAAAUGAGUUUCUCUCUAAUUCUCUCUCUUGUCGCUAGGCUACCUUGGCUACACCAGUGGCUUCUCCCUAUCCUGCAUGGUGUUUUUCCUGGGAGUGGUAAGUUCAACCUGUCUCCUCUUGCUUCGCUAGUUUAGCAUUUUUAGCCCGCUGAAUGACUGAUCAAUGACGGGUGAUGGUGCUGAUAAAUGGUAUUAUAUACAGUACCAUCAGAUGUGAGAUAAGACGGCUACAUUUCACCUUCCGUCAAUAUGGCAACAACUCCUGCUUUUUAUGAUCUCUGACGUUCUUUUUCUGUCCUGUCACGUUUCAAUGCAGACAGAAAAUACUUGUUGCCAAAAUAGUACAUUUCGCCUAUGUUGCUUUUGUAUUCUUGGCGCACGGCGUCUUGAUUGUACCUACUUUCUCCUCCUUAAAUGUCAUCCUGACAGUUUGUAGGGUAUUAUGCCAGUGCUGGCUUUGCUCUCACAGGCAAUGUGGCCGAUUUGCAUGCCAUGGGAGCUCCUAGUAACAUUUAGAAUAUGCCUGCUGUGGCUUUCAGCUGGUUAGUUACCAUACAUGAGAUUAGAGAUGAGUUUAUCAAUAGCCUUCUAUUGAUAUCUUAAACUCCACUUUGGCCCACUUGCUCUCUAGUGGUGUAUCAUAUUAAACACUGAUACAGUCUGUGCCAUCAUUAAUGAAAUAGAUCUAUGCUUGCGGCCACACUUAGCUUUACACGGAAUUGAAAGAUUAUAGGAUGGAAGGAACUCAUUGCUCUGCAAUAUAAUGGCAUAUAAUGGAAUGCUGCCUAUGUAAUAUAAUGCAUUUCUAUGUUUGCUAAUCGUCCCAUCUCACCCCUCUGUCCCCAUCUAACCCCUCUGUCCCCAUCUCCCCCUCUCCCCCCUGUUUACCCCUCAGCUGAUCUAUAAGAAGUACAACCUCCCCUGCCCGAUGCCCUUCAUGUACCAUCAUACCAACCACAGUAUGAAUGGAACAGCCCUGGGGCCCCACGCCCUGCACAACGGCACCGUCCUCAUGCACUUCUCCAGAGCUGACAUGUCCCCCGCCUCCUACCUGGACAACCACCACACCUCAGGGGUCCGCUUCGAACCACACCCCGACGACGUGGAGGAGAUGUGCACGCCCAAGUACUUUGUGUUCAACUCUCAGGUGAGUUGGUGAGGUGUGGAGGUACUGUAUGUGGGUGGGAGGUGGAGGUAUGUGGGAGGGGUGUGUAUGUGUGGUGAGUCAGGAUGCUUAAUGUCAUAAUUCUGUGUUUUGGAAACAAUAUCCUCUGAAAAACAUUCCCAGAAACUGGAUUAAUCAAGGUUUAGAAGAACCCAAUUCUUAACGUACAUGAAAUCAAACCAAACAUUGUUAGCUUCUGUGAGUGUGAAUCUGGGCCUGUGUUUCAUCCACUGUCUCUUCCUGUCAUUUCAGACUGCUUACACUGUUCCCAUCCUGGCCUUCUCCUUUGUGUGUCACCCUGAAAUUCUACCCAUCUACAGUGAACUCAAAGAGUGAGUGCAUCCAAGUGAAUUACAAAAGACACAUUUGCAUAGACGCUCACAAACGCUCAUAUAAAUUGCUGCAGUACAUUUUCUCCUUCAACUCACAUCUCAACUUGCGUCUUCCCCCAGUCGCUCCCGGAGAAAGAUGCAGAACGUGUCCAACCUGUCCAUCUUGGCCAUGCUGGUCAUGUACAUGCUCUCAGCGCUGUUCGGCUACCUCACUUUCUACGGUAAGAUACACACACAAUAAGAUACAUUUGCAGCAAUUGUAUUACUUCGUUUCUGCUUUUAUUGCCGUUAUAUGUUAACUUUAUGAGUGAAAUGUUUGAAAAAGAGCCAGUAGUAUGUAUUAAAACACUAGUAAGCUACCAUAACCAUUGAGGUGGGUGUGUUUGUUUACCAUACCUCUCUUUCACACCAAGUUGAGGCUUUUGUAUUGGUGUGUCUCUGACAGCUUGUAUUCCUUCUUUCUCCCAAACACAGAAAACGUGGAGGCGGAGUUGCUCCACACCUUCACCAAGGUGUAUAAGUUUGACACCAUGCUCCUGCUGGUCCGUCUGGCUGUCCUGACCGCUGUCACCCUGACUGUCCCCAUUGUCCUGUUCCCUGUAAGUACAACGAGCAUCUGCUCAAACACACACGCAUGCAUUUACACACACACACAGACACACACAGAGACUCACACACACCUACAUACACAAAACAUAUGCACACAUUCUCACGCCUAUAAUUUAUGGUGGCACACUGCACACAUUCACACGCUGCUCAACACCUAGGUCAUUUUAUCCAAAUGAGCUAAGCAUCCAUUAAUUAUUUUAAUACCAACAACAGGGUCUCUUUCUAUAUUGGCUGAGUGAGUGGGUGAUGUUGACACGGCUGGUUUUCUUGCUGAACAUGGUAAAGCACAUACUGUUCUGCUGUGAUGUUAGCUGACUCAUUAUUGGACUUUCAGCAAUUCCCGUCAAUCCAACUCCCCAGGUCCCAAAUGAGAACCAGCCCAGGUUUUCAAAGCUCUGUUUGUCUGCCGUAAGAUUCCUUACAAGAUAACUCUUUCCCUCCCCCAAUCAUACUCUCGAUCAUACUUUAGACACACAAACACAAGCAUAAGCACAAACACAAAUUAACACGCACACACAUACACAGCUUUGAAACAAUUGCACCCCUGCACUGCUCCCCAAAUGAUGUCAUACAUAUUCUGUCUCUUCCUUCUGGGUGACACAUACAUGUACAGGCACAGCAUGUGAAAGCACAAAAAAGUCGCUCUGGAUAAGAACGUCUGCUAAAUGACUAAAAUGUCAAUGCAAAUGUGAAAAAGCAGUGAUAAAAUAGUUGUCUUGUUCAUCACAAGCUCUUUAGCCUGGCUGCCAAGGAACACAGUGUAAUGUUCACAACUCCUCUGUCUCUCAUUACCCAGUCAGCUCUCAGUAGCAUAUUGUUACCACAUGCUGUCCUAGCAAAUAUAUACCAUAAUGUCAAUUACUACCGUCCUUAUUUUGUUAAAGUGUAAGCUGCAGUUUAGCCUUGUUUUUACAGUUUAGCCUUGUUUUUACAGUUUAGCCUUGUUUUUUACAGUUUAGCCUUGUUUUUACAGUUUAGCCUUGUUUUUACAGUUUAGCCUUGGUUUUUACAGUUUAGCUUCGGUUUGUACAGUUUAGCCUUGGUUUGUACAGUUUAGCCUCUGUUUUUACAGUUUAGCCUCGGUUUUUACAGUUUAGCCUCGGUUUGUACAGUUUAGCCUUGGUUUGUAGCGUCAGUUCAGGUCUGAUACUGUGUUUCUGUUCCACCGGUUAUUAUGUGACCUCCUUUUCAUGCGGCCUGCCUGCCUGUCUGCCUGCCUGUGGUGUGUGUGUGAGUCACUGAAUGCGUUGGCCUCACAUGGCCAUACCUGACCCCCCUAUAUGGCCGUGGGCUAUAUUUGUCUUGGCCCUAGCCUGGCACAGGAGCCCAUAAAGGGCUGAGGGCUUAGAGGUGUCAUGGACCUCCAUUGUAGCCUACAAUAAACCAUGCAUUAGCACUUAGCAGUGCCCAUUAUAAUGGAUCCUCUCAAAGGACUUAGUUGACCCACUGUUUACUUACAGGCACUGUAGCUUGCAGGAGUUGGGAGAUGGGUUCUUGCGAUGGGAGAGACAGUUUUAGGAUGGAAGGGUAAUGGAGUAUGUGUUGGUGGUGUUGUUACACUGAGACACCAGCAGAGGGCAGGGAAGAACUGUCAGCCCCAUGGCUCUGGUCAGCCCUGCUUGGAGAGAUAAAGAGAGGUGGGGGGUGUUGCAGUUUUGUCUGUGGGCUGGAGCGGUACACACACACACACACACCUUGUAUGUGGGCUAUACUGAUACUCACACACACACACACACACACAGAGAAAUACACACACUCACCAGCUCUCUCACUGUGGGGGUGAAUGCUUCUUUGGUCAUGGGAAUGUGCGAGUGAAUCUCACAAUCCCAGUGGAAGUUUACAGGAGAUAAGCCCUGAGCAGACAGUGGAAAAACCCUCACCUCGACCUCCCCCUCAGAGAGAGGGAGGGAGAGAGAAAGAUAGAUAGAUAGAGGGAGGGAGGGACAAUGCACUCACUGACAACUGCAGCUGACACCAAAAUGCAGUGCCAGAAGGGAGAGGCUAUAGGGACUAGUGCCCAAAUUGAUUACGUUUCUUGCGCACCGAGAGUCGAGUGGAGACGAACGGAUUCGGUUCAGUCAGUCUCCCAAUGAGACCUUCCCAGCUAGCUAGUUUAUGCUUGUGGCUAGAAACUUCAGCGAGAAUUUGAAAUUUGUCUGCCGAAGUUGAAAUCAUUUAGUUUUUUAUGAGUUGUUUUUGUUUUUAUGUAGCGUUAGACGUUAAUGCCGUAGUUGGACAUUUUUUGUGACAAUUACUACAAUAAAUGUCCUUCAGCUGUCACCCUGGCCUGAUAUUGGCUACACUAUCUAGCUACCCCUUCCUUACUGCGGCAAGCGGGAGUGAAGAACACUGUACCCCGUGUUGUUGUGUUGCCUGCUUGCAGCGCAAUCUCUCCCCAUUGGGCAGUAGACUGUAUCACUGUGACAUCCAGAUGGUUACUACAAACAUUACAUUAUUUUUCGUCUAGGCUUCUAUCCUACUCGGAAUAAAAUCAAGUGGGAUGGAAGAAAUUGUAGAGGGUGACCAGGUCCAGAUGGUGACUAAUACUACAAGUUAUUUCUCUCUCGCCCAUCGAGAUUAUCAUCACUUUCUUUUACAAGUUUUAACUAGCACCAUGCUGCUACUGUUACCAGGUAGCCAGCAUAAACUAGCUGGGAAGGGCUUAUCAGGACGACUGACUGAACCAAAUCCCUUCGUCUCUACACGACUCUCAGCUGCGCGACAUACACUACAUGACCAAAAGUGGUGUGGUCCUCUGUAGCUCAAUUGGUAGAGCAUGGCGCUUGUAACACCAGGGUAGUGGGUUCGAUCCCCGGGACCACCCAUACGUAAAAAAUGUAUGCACACAUGACUGUAAGUCGCUUUGGAUAAAAGCAUCUGCUAAAUGGCAUAUUAUUAUUUAUUUAUUUAAAAGUAUGUGGACACCUGCUCGUCGAACAUCUCAUUCCAAAAUCAUAGGCAUUAAUAUGGUUGGUCCCCCCUCUGCUGCUAUAGCAGCCUCCACUCUUCUGGGAAGGCUUUCCACUAGAUGUUGGAACAUUGCUGCGGGGACGUUCUGCCACGAGAGCAUUAGUGAGAUCGGGCACUGAUGUUGGGCGAUUAGGCCUGGCUCGCAGUCGGCUUCCCAAUUCAUCCCAAAGGUGUUCGAUGGGGUUGUGGUCAGGGCUGUGUGCAGGCCAGUCAAGUUCUUCCACACCAAUCUAGACAAACCAUUUCUGUAUGGACCUCGCUUUGUUCACGGGGGCAUUGUCAUGCUGAAACAGGAAAGGGCCUUCCCCAAACUGUUGCCACAAAGUUGGAAGCACAGAAUCGUCUAGAAUGUCAUUGUAUGCUGUAGCAUUAAGAUUUCCCUUCAAUGGAACUAAGGGGCCUAGCCCGAACCAUGUAAAACAGCCCCAGACCAUUAUUCCUCCUCCACCAAACUUUACAGUUGGCACUAUGCAUUCGGGUAGGUAGCGUUCUCCUGGCAUCCGCCAAACCCAGAUUCGUCCGUCGGAUUGCCAGAUGAUGAAGCCUGAUUCAUCACUCUAGAGAACGCGUUUCCACUGCUCCAGAGUCCAAUGGCGGCGUGCUUUACACCACUCCAGCCGACGCUUGGCAUUGCGCAUGGUGAUCUUAGGCUUGUGUGCGGCUGCUCGGCCAUGGAAACCCAUUUCCCGACGAACAGUUCUUGUGCUGGCGUUGCUUCCAGAGGCAGUUAGGAACUCGGUAGUGAGUGUUACAACCGAGGACAUGCGAUUUUUACGCGCUUCAGCACUCGGCUGUCCCGUUCUGUGAGCUUGUGUGGCCUACCACUUCUCGGCUGAGCCGUUGUUGCUCCUAGACGUUUCUACUUAACAAUAACAGCACUUACAGUUGACAGCUCUAGCAGGGCACAAAUUUGAUGAACUGACUUGUUGGAAAGGUGGCAUCCUAUGACGGUGCCACGUUGAAAGUCACUGAGCUCUUCAGUACGGGUCAUUCUACUGCCACUGUUUGUCUAUGGAGAUUGCAUGGCAGUGUGCUUGAUUUUAUACACUUGUCAGCAACGGGUGUGGCUGAAAUAACUGAAUCCACUAAUUUGAAGGGGUGUCCACAUACGUUUGGUGUAUGUCAUCCAUUAGGGAAAGGGAAAGGGGGGUACCUAGUCAGUUCUACAACUAAAUGCAUUCAACUGAUGCAUUUAACCGCUCUGGAUCAGAGGGCACCAGCUCAGAAGGACAAGACAGAGGAACACCCCCAGGACCCCAAGAGAACAUGUCUGUAACACGUUACACAUUUUGUGCUCCUGUCCACUUGUGCCCCUGUCUACGGAAAAAAAAUGAAAAAAACGUAUGCAUUCACUAACUGUAAGUCGCUCUGGAUAAGAGCUAAAUCUCUGGAUCUGCUAAAUGACAAAAAUGUAAAAGUAAAUGUGUGUCUGUAAAGCCCCUCCCAUAGCAGAAAGGCGCCUUGAGCAGGCCGUAGUCAAGCACAGAAACUAAGGGAGGCGAUGUGAACAUAAAGCAAGUACAGCAUGUCGAAUACAUGUUUGGACACAAUCAUGUCACAAUGUCUGCUGCCGUGUUCGCUGUAGCCAUUAGCUACUGGUCUGUUACGCCUGAAAAACUGUGGGGGGCAUAGCAUAUGCAUGACAUCAUCUUUUCCAAACACAUGAGUCUAGGCCUAGAUAACCCAGCAGCAUCAAACCAUUGAUUUCCCCCCCUUGACUGCUGCUCAGGCUUCAACAAAGCAUCACGUGCACCUCAGCAUUUACAGCGCAGUGAGUUCAGUUCACCGCACAAGCUUGAGGAGAUAGUUUUAUGGAGGUGAAAUGAAAGUAACUAGUCACGCUGGCAUCACGUUGCCAGGUGUCCAGCCCUCUGAAUCACGAGACGUGACAUUUGAGACCUCCCCUUGAGAGUCCUUUGCCCUUCAUUUUGCAGAGAGUCCUUCAGCACCCAGAUGAACGUUUGCUUUGUCUCUCAAGCACUAUGUCCUUGAGUACAGGCGGGAGGGCUGGGGUUGUGUAGGAGGGACGAGGGGAGGAGAGGUGGAAGGGUGGGCUCAAACAGUAAAGACCCUAAUGUCAACAGUAGAGAUACUUGGUCACGAACCAGCAGGUUUUAAUGAAACAGUAUUUAGAUGUGGUAGGCGGACUUGCCUAGUACCCAUGCUCCAUGCUCUUUUUGUUUCAUGGCUCCUCAAUAACUGGAACACAAACUACCAGAUUACCUCAAGUCAACUGUUCAUUUUUCUGUUUAAGAAGUCACUUAAAAUGUUCUUAAGUAUAAUGAUUCCUGUUUUCAUGAGUUAUUUUAAUUUACUUACAACAUUGUUUUUGAAUGUUGGUGUGAUAUGAUCUGUUAUAUUGUGAUAUUCUCUGGCCUCAUUUCAAGGCGUUUGGCCUUUUCUUGAUCGUAUCUCCAAUGAUGUAAAUAAAGCAGCGGGACCAAACGCAUGUUAUGAAAUAAGGGCUUCUAACUAUUAACCUUGUUAUUUGCUGGUGCUAACGGCUCUGUAAUAAGAAGUGAUUCUGUUUGUGUUGCAGUCAGCUAUGAUGGCUACAUUGGCCUGUUAGUGCUUGUACUCUUAUGAUGGAGUUGUUAGGUUGCUGCUGAGUUUUCCACUAGAGGGCAGGUCAGAGAAGGCAAACCCUGUGGUGCACAUGCACAGUGCCCUGUUGGCUGUGACCAAAAGUAACCUGCCGUGCAUGCUGUCUUUUCACAGUGACUUCAUGGAAAAUAAGCUUAUAGUUAGUAAGUUAAUUAUAUACCAGCCCCUAUUAUUGCUGUGAUACAGUAUUUUCUGGAUAAUUUGACUGGCUUUACAAAGUGAACCCUGUCACCUGUCUUUGACAGUGGUUGAAUAGGCUUGUUGAAUAUGGUGGAAAAGGGAUUAAAAUGGGUUUUAUUUCUGAUGGCCAGUCAUUUGAGGAUUUAAAAAAUCUCAAGUUAAAACCUCUCUAUCUUACUUCUGACCUUAUGGUGUGAUUGUUUAUUUUAAUCUUGAAUGUAGCUUUUUGCUCUACCCUUUUUAAUGUCUUCCUCCCCUAUGAAAAAAGCAGGAGCAAACCAAGGCGUAGUAAUUCCAGGCCCUAUAUCUAGCUGUAGCUGAAAAGGUUGCAGAAUCUUUCACUUGGUUGGAGCCCAGUUGGCUCCCUGGUUUUGGGCCAUGUUGCUAGCUUUUGGCUGGCCUGGUAGACCCAGGUACCUUAGCAGCGGUGGCGCUUUGCCACAUAUCUCACCCCAGUGGGAGCUGUCAUAGCUGGUGGAGGGAGGGAGAUGCAGUGAAAUAUUGCAUGGUGCAAUCCAAAGGCCCUGCGCAGGAUCUCUGUUGGGCGCUGAAUAGUUCAGAGCCUUGGCGGCCAGGUGGGUACAAAUGUCACGCCCAGGCACCAGGUUUUCACCGGCCCAAUUAUGCAAUGGCUGCUGGGAGAGGGGAUGGUUUAUUAUCAAUGGGGGGGGGGGGGGGGGAUUUUGCCUAGCAUAGUUACUGCCACUCCCUCAAAAUAAUAAGGGUGUUAAUCGCUGCCACUCCUUCAUACAUUCUUUCAGCAAGGUGUCAGUGUCGGACAUUUUGGCUCGAAAUCCACAACUCAAGACAGCAGCACGCCAUCAUCCCUCACCAAACAAGUAUUUAGACUGAAACAUGAACCAGCCAAGCAUCUCGUAUUUCUGCUCUUUAAAUGGAUACGUAGGAACGGGAUCAUUAGUGAAAAGAGCAAAUGAGAGGAUUUCAAUAAAGGGGAAAAUUAGGGAAACUGUUAAGUGACAAGCGUUGCCUGGAGGCAGGGCACGCCUCUCCCCUGCUGCCUUCGGUCCCGCCUUCUCUGGCCCUCGGCUGAUGCAAUCCCAGGGUGCUGUUGCAGGAGGCUCUCCCGAAGUUAAUCCUCUGCUGUUUGAAUGGCGCUUUAAACCCCGCCUCCUCAACCUUUCCCUCUGUGGCCGGCUGGCCUGUAGCGAUUCCUUUUCACCUGAUACCCGUGACCUCUCACCCAGUGAAGUCUUUAACUCAAUGCCUUGAGCUGUGCAGCUCUCAGCCUCUUAGCUGGUGGCCUCCUUCCAUGCAACUCUGCCUGGCUGCAUACUUAGAAUCUCACCUGCUGCAGUUGACACACUUCAGUCAGCAGCCAACUGUAGGAAUUGGCCUGUGGGCUUAGACUGGUUUGCAGACAUGACUGACAAUAAUACCUACUCGCCCUUGAAUUUGACUGUGUGUGUGUAUUUGUUUGUGUGUGUGCGUGUGCGUAAGAGAAAUAAUGACAAAAAAGUGCUGUAUUAAUCAAUACAUUAAAAAACACUUUACAAGUGGUAUCCUAAGUGUCAACUGAUUCUGAGUAUGUAGCAGUUGUGUGUUUUCUGAGCCGAUCAGACGUUAUAAAGAGGUUUGCGUUGUGUUGCAGAUCCGUUCCUCCAUCAACACGAUGCUGUUCAGCCAACGGGAGUUCAGCUGGGUGCGUCACAUGCUCAUCGCCGCAUUCAUCCUCGUGUUCAACAACCUGCUGGUCAUCUUCGUCCCCACCAUCAGAGACAUCUUCGGCUUCAUCGGUGAGUCCUCCUCCACCACAGCAGUGGUCCCCAACCCAUUCCUGGAGCGCUACGGGGUGUGCAGGCUUUUGGUCGCACCAAGCACUAACACUGAUUAAACUUAUUGAUGUCUUGAUGUGGAGGUAUUUCGUUGAAUGAGGUGUGUUAGUGCUUGGCUGGGUCAAAAUCCUGCACACCCUGAGGCUAGUACUGUCUAAGUGAGGACAUUUGUUUAGACAGAAAAGGCUAAAUGACUGAUGGUCUUCUUCCUGUUUCCCAGGCUCCUCUGCAGCCACCAUGCUCAUCUUCAUCCUGCCUGCUGCCUUCUAUCUACGGCUGGUAAAGUCUGUGCCGAUGCGCUCCCUGCAGAAGAUCUCAGUAAGUGUGCAGGAAACAGUGGUACACAAACACACACACAUACACUCCAAAUCAGAUAUGGUGACUCACAGACAGAACAGUCACUGUGACACACGCAACAUAUGACACACACAUGAAAUAGCCUGCCGAAAUUAGCACCCAUCACUUGAGGCUCCCAACAUGCCCAUACAGAGACACCAUAGCUGUUAUUAGAACAACCCCCCAGCACUUAGACAACAACCCUGGUUUACAGAUUUACAGCAGUCCCCUAAAACAGGGUUUCCCAGAGGCUCACCUGAGAUUCUUGCCAAAAAAGGAUUGCACUAAACGUACAAAAUAUGCACACUUCACACAACCUCCUCUCACAGUGUCGUUGUUCUUUUUCCUAAUGUAUCUUAGGCGGCCAUUUUCCUGGUGGUGGGCAUCAUCUUCAUGUUCAGCAGCCUGUCGCUUAUCGUGAUGGACUGGAUCCACAACCCUCCCGGCUCCGGCGGUGGUCACUAAGCACCCCCGUCCCCAGCCCCACCGAGACUGGACGCUCCCAGAGGACCCCCCUUACCUCCACCCCCUCUCACCUCAACCCCCCUCCCCUGACUGGGCCUUGGGGGUAAGGUCACC
Molecule: messenger RNA, 13806 nt
Organism: Coregonus sp. 'balchen'
Lineage: Eukaryota; Metazoa; Chordata; Actinopteri; Salmoniformes; Salmonidae
Source: the annotation of a GenBank genome assembly